GUUUUGGUGGCAAAACUCUGAGGACAAAGAAAGAAAUUCACCGCAUAUAUAGAGGUACCUACGACUCUGGUGACGGUGACUCUCUGUCUCCUCGAUCCGUCCGUCCGUCCGUCCGUCACGAUAAUUAGAGGAUUCUUGUAAACAGCUAGAAGUCUUUUUUGGCUUUUUGCCAAUGGAGAAAGGAAAAGCUUCUAGCCUAUUUGCCAACGACGGUUCAUUCAUGGAGAGGUUCAAACAGCUUCAACAGAAGAAGGAAAAGGAAACGGGUACUUUAUUGGAGGAGUCUAAAUCUUUGCCAACUGUAUCAGGGACCUCAAUUCCUAAGCCUGUAAUUGGUAAAACCAGCUUGGAAUUGAAGGCUAAUGAUUCACGUAAAACCAGUAUGGCUGCUUCUGGUGGUAAACUUGCCUUCAGCUUGAAACAGAAAUCAAAACUUGUGGGGCCCCCUGUCAAGUUAGGUGAAGAUGAGGAUGAGGAUGAAAAGGAUGCUGGAAAUCAGUCAGGUAAUGGACAGACAAAACGGCAGAAAUUGGGUCAGCCUGAUGCAUCCGAGCAGUCAUCGAAACAAGUUUAUGUUGCACCCUCUUCCCCGAGUGACCCUUCAGUGAAGAAAGUUGCUGACAAAUUGGCCAGUUUUGUUGCUAAAAAUGGGAGGCAGUUUGAACAUACUGCACGACAAAAAAAUCCUGGAGAUACCCCUUUUAAGUUUCUAUUUGAUGAAAGUAGUGCAGAUUACAAGUACUACGAAUACCGGCUUAGCGAAGAGGAAAAGGCUCUGUCACAAGCCAGGGAUUUCCAAUCAUCCUCCGCUGGUGCUGCAAGCUCUCCUACUCCUAAUACACCAAGUGGUUCUCAAAGGUCAUCUAAUCAGCACUCGAAUUAUCAAAUACCAGCCUCUGCUUUAUAUGAAGCUCCUGAGAACACGAGAGAGCCAGCAUCAACUGGAGGAUCUGAUCCUAUAGCAAUGAUGGAGUUUUACAUGAAGAAGGCUGCACAGGAGGAAAAGAGAAAAGAACCUAAACAGUCAAAAGAUGAAAUGCCUCCACCUGCUUCCCUCCAAGCUCCUGGGAAAAAAGGUCAUCACAUGGGUGAUUAUAUACCACCAGAAGAGCUUGAGAAGUUCUUGGCUACCUGUAAUGAUGUGGCUGCACAGAAAGCUGCCAGAGAGGCUGUAGAAAGGGCGAGAAUCCAGGCUGAUAAUGUUGGGCACAGACUUUUGUCUAAAAUGGGUUGGAAAGAAGGUGAGGGUUUGGGGAGCUCCAGAAGUGGUAUUGCAGAUCCAAUUAUGGCAGGUAAUGUGAAAAAGAACAACCUGGGGGUUGGCGCUCAUGAACCUGGGGAGGUAACUCCGGAUGAUGAUAUAUAUGAGCAGUACAAGAAGCGCAUGAUGCUUGGCUACCGUUACAGACCAAAUCCUCUGAACAAUCCCCGAAAAGCAUACUACUGAGGAAUGCGUUCACUUGUUAAACUUCUACUUGGUCUGCCUUUCACUAUUAGAAGUUGAGUUUGUUACAUUAUUGAAGCAAAUGUAAUCUUUUUUGUUAUAUUAUUUCAUAACAAACUUGGUUUUGGAGAUCUGAAUUUUGAUGUAAUGCUACAUUAUCUCCUUUAUCCACUUCAAUUUAUUAUGAAAUCUCGUUUUUCUACCAUUUGGC
Ilex paraguariensis (yerba mate) is the source of this 1655-nucleotide messenger RNA. The record is from the annotation of a GenBank genome assembly. Lineage: Eukaryota; Viridiplantae; Streptophyta; Magnoliopsida; Aquifoliales; Aquifoliaceae.